Globicephala melas (long-finned pilot whale) is the source of this 1263-nucleotide messenger RNA. RefSeq names its product testis-specific Y-encoded protein 3-like. Gene Ontology annotation, biological process: nucleosome assembly. Gene Ontology annotation, molecular function: histone binding; chromatin binding. NCBI's taxonomy places the organism in Eukaryota, Metazoa, Chordata, Mammalia, Artiodactyla, Delphinidae. Gene Ontology annotation, cellular component: chromatin; nucleus. The record is from RefSeq and is a predicted model, not a curated record.
AUGCGUUUCAGCGCUCCUCACCGCAGAGGCUCCUGGGAACGAUUCAGUCCGCAGCGAAGCGUGAUUCUAGUCACUGAGCCUGUGUGGUGCUCGGCCCACGUGCUGAGCUUCCAACUGCCGCACCUUCGCCGCUGCCCCAGCUCCGAGCCAGUCCGCAUGGGCAGUGUGGUGCGGGAGGUGGGUAGCGUGCUGGCCCUAGCUGAUGGAUGGGGCGAGGAGGCCGCCAUCUUUAUCGGGGAGGUGGUGCGCCAAUGCGCGGCCCUGUUGGAGGGAGAGGUGGCGCGGAUCAUGGAGGUGUUUUGGCAGCCUGUGGAGGACAUGAUGGAAGAGGUGGAGGUGGUGCCGGAGAAGCAGCAGCAGCAGGUGGUGGCGGAAGAGCAGGAGGAGAAGCCCCAGGAGCAGGGGCAGGAAGAGCCAGGGCCGUCGCCUAAGAGCGCCUCGCUGGAGGCGCUGGAGGCUCUGGAGGUCUUGCAGUUACAGCUGGAGCCUGUGAAUCGGGAGUGCAGCCGACAAUACUUUCGUCUCAAGCUCACAACACUUCGGAGGCGGAAGCCUUAUCUGGAACACAGAAGCACCAUCAUCCAGAGCAUCCCUGGCUUCUGGGUCAAAGUUUUUGUGAACCACCCCCGGAUGUCGGCCAUGAUUAGCACCCAAGAUAAAGACAUGCUUAGCUACAUGACCAACUUGAAGGUGGAGGAGCUCGCAGAUCCCAGUGAUUACCGCAAGAUCAUGUUGUUUUUCCGGAAGAACCCCUAUUUCCAGAAUGAGGUGGUUGUUAAGGAGUAUCUCAUUGAGGCCACUAGAUAUAGGGCAUCUCAUCUCGCUCCAAUUCAGUGGCACCGUCAUUUUGAAGAGGAGGUGUAUAGCCGCAGGCACAGCAACAGCAGCCUUAACUUCUUCAACUGGUUCUCUGACCACAGCUGUGUAGGAUCUAGCAGGAUUGCUGAGAUCAUCGGCGAGGACCUGUGGACCAAUCCCCUGCGCUACUACCCGAGGGAGAAAGGCCCCACCGGGACAGGUCACCAAGAGGAGGACAGACUUAGAAAAACCGGGGCCUCGGACGUGAAGCCAGGGCUGCAGGCGCCUGUCAAGCCCAGGCGGAGUCCCUGGUGUGCUGGGCGGCGCGGGGGCCGCAGGAGGCUCGGCUCUGACCCCGAGGACACCAGGCCGCCGUGUGCGCCUCAGGCCACAGCCCUGCCCCUCCGUCGUCUCCGGGUCCCCAACGCCGCGCAGCAGCCAGGCGAUGAGUCCCCAGGCCUCUGA